Malus domestica (apple) is the source of this 3036-nucleotide messenger RNA. The record is from RefSeq and is a predicted model, not a curated record. NCBI's taxonomy places the organism in Eukaryota, Viridiplantae, Streptophyta, Magnoliopsida, Rosales, Rosaceae.
CAAUAUUUCCUAUAACCAGAAAAUCCCACUGCCAUGAAAAUGGAAUCUUGGUUGUCCAAGUUUACCUGUUUGCAUUGUCUUCUUUUGCUAUUACUCAAUGCUACUCAUUGUUUUUCAUUUGUGAAGACGCAGACACAAACACUCUGUCACGCCGAAGAGCAAUCGUUCUUGUUACAAUUCAAGGAAAGUUUUACGAUAGACAAGUCAGCUUCUUCAUCUGCUUUUGCUUAUCCGAAGGUUGCAUCUUGGACUCGAGAAGGAGAUCAGAAUCAGAGUAACUGUUGUUCGUGGGAUGGUGUUCAGUGCCAUGCGGAGUCUGGCCAUGUCAUUGGCCUUGAGCUCAAAAGCAGUUGUCUCUAUGGUUCUAUCAAUUCCAACAGCACCAUCUUCCGACUUGUUCACUUGCAGAUGCUUGACCUCUCAGAUAACAACUUCAAUUCCUCUGAAAUACCAUCGAGAUUGGGUCAUGACCUUUCGAGUCUAUCCUAUCUCAACCUUUCACUGUCUGCAUUUUCUGGGCAAAUUCCAUCUGAAAUUUCAAAGCUAUCCAAACUGUCUACUCUUGAUCUGUCUCAAAAUAAUGGUUUGGAGCUUGGGAAGUCCAACAUGAGAAUCCUAGUCCAAAACUUGACCAGCAUAAAACAACUUCAUCUUAGUGAUGUAGGCAUAUACUCCAUUAUGCCUGAUAUCUUGGUCAAUGCAUCUUUUCUCACAUCUCUCAACCUAAGCUACUGUGGGUUGUAUGGGGAAUUCCCAGUAGGCAUUUUCCACCUACCAAACCUAGAGGAGCUUAUUUUAUACUCGAACAUAAAGCUAAAUGGUUAUUCUCCCAUUUUUAACAGAACCAAUUCCCUCAAAACAUUGGAUGUUUCAGGGACAAAUUUCUCUGGUGAACUUCCUAGUUCUAUUGGAAACCUUCAUUCCAUAAAUUACUUUGAUAUCUCAAACUGUGGUUUUGAUUCCCAUGUUCCAUUUUCCUUCAGAAACCUUACCCAACUUAGUUUCCUUAAGAUGAAUACAUUUCAUGACGUUUCUACAGGCCAAUUCUUAGUUCCUGAUUCCUUGUCUUGUUUUGGAAAAUUAACCAAGCUCAACUACUUGGGUCUUUCAAAUAUUAACUUAAGGGGAAAUUUCCCAAGUUUUGUGGCUAACCUGACCCAAUUAACUUUUUUGCUGCUUUCCUUCAACGAUUUGCAAGGAGCAGUUCCUAAGUCGCUUUCCACCUCAAAAAUCUUGAACUUCUUGGCCUUUCCGGUAAUAAUUUGAGUGGAUUAGUUGAGUUUGAUGAGUUUUCCAACCUCAAAAAGUUGAAGGCACUUGGUUUAUCGUACAAUAGGUUAUCGGUGCAUGUCAAAUCUGGUUUGAGUGCUACUCUUCCAAAGUUCGAAAUUCUAAGGUUGGCUGGAUGCAACUUGACAGAGUUUCCAGAAUUUUUGAAAAAUCAAUAUGAAUCGGGAGUCCUAGACCUUGCUGGUAACAAUAUUCAUGGCCAAAUACCAAAAUGGCUCUGGAAUGCAACUAGAGAAACUUUGGUCAAUCUCUACCUUGAUGUUAACUUCUUAACAGGCUUCGAGGAAAAUCCAGUCACUCUUCCAUGGAAAAAUCUACAACUUUUUAAUCUUGAGAAUAAUCGGUUACAAGGGUCAUUGCCAAUUCCACCACAAUCUAUCAUGUCUUACAGUGUCCGCAACAAUAAUUAUAGUGGAGAAGUUUCACCAUUGUUUUGCGACUUGAAUUAUCUUCAAGUUCUUAAUUUGGGCAACAACAGCCUGAGUGGCAUGCUUCCACGGUGUUUGGGGAAGUCCAAAAGCUGAAAAUACUGCAUUUGAUGUUUAAUUCUUUCCAUGGGGAUAUUCCUCCAUUUUGUGCUAACAAAAAUAGUUUGAAAUUGGUUGGGUUAGGUUACAAUAGGUUACAAGGGAUGCUACCAAGAUCAAUGGCCGAUUGCACUCAGUUAGAGUUUCUUAACAUUGGCAACAAUCAGAUUAGUGACAUCUUCCCUUCUUGGUUAGGGGUACUUCCACUAUUGAGUGGUCUCAUUUUGGGGUCGAAUGCAUUUCAUGGGAUAAUUGGGAAGCCUCCAACUAAUCAUGAGUUCCCAAACUUGUGCAUCAUUGAUUUAUCCAACAAUCUGUUUUCAGGUAUGUUGCCUUCUAAGUACAUGGAGAACUGGAAUUUCAUGAAAUAUGUUGUUACAAACAAGGGAAGCCGAUACUUUAUAAUCUCAUCGAACAUCAGCGCAAUAAAUAUAGAAAUUUCUAUGAAUCUUCAUACAAUAUGAUAAUUCCUGUAAAAGGUGUUGAGUUAACAUAUGAUAAGACCCCUUAUGAUCUGAGACUCAUAGAUUUCUCAAGUAAUAGAUUUGAAGGAGAGAUUCCAGCAAGUAUCAUUGGGAGUCUAAGAGCACUUCAUUUGCUAAACCUAUCCAACAAUGCUCUCUCUGGUCACAUCCCUUCAUCUCUAGGGAACUUGACUGCUCUUGAAUCGUUGGAUCUCUCACAAAACAAGCUCUCAGGAAGGAUCCCCAGUAGUUUGGCACAACUCACUUUCCUUGAGUACUUCAAUGUGUCGCAUAACCAUCUUUGGGGGACUAUACCACUUGGCCAACAAUUCAGUACAUUCCUAGAAGAUUCAUACCAAGGAAACUCAGGUGUGUGUGGAAAGCCUUUGUCCAAGAAAUGUGAGGGUUCUGAGAGCUUGAGGUUGCCACCAUCAAGCUUUAAAGAAGUUGAAGAAGCUGGAUUUCCUUUUGAGUUUGACUGGUAUGUAGUCUUGCCGGGAGUUGUUAGCGGACUAAUAGUGGGAGUGGUUGCUGGAAACACAUUGGCAAACAAGAAUCAUGAAUGGUUUAUGGAGACAUUCAGCAGGAGGAGGAAGCCAACAACCGCAAGGGCGAUGAGGGGACGCUGAACUUAGCUUGAUGUGUCUACCGGCUAGAGAAAUGUUUGGGCCUUCAAGGCUAAUGUCAUGUUUUUUAUGAUUUUUGGUGCUUCAACAUAUGUUGUUAUGUUAUAUUACAAUAAUGGGCUUCUAUAA